UGUUUACUUGACACGCAAAAUCUAGUUUGAUCGUCUUAAAGUAAUCUGUUAUGGGAUGUUCUAAGAUUGUGUGUGUUACUUAUCCAAACCAACUGUCCUACCUUUUGCACUUUUUUGGCCCUUCCCCUUUUCAUACAGUCAGUUUGAUCUUUUGCCGACUUUCCAAAUUACUUCUUGUUUUUAUUAGUAUUAUAUUAUAUUUUGUCACUUUAAUCUCUUCUUUCAGAUUAUUAUAGUUUUCAGCAAAAAAUUUAAAAAUCAAAAAAAGAAGGAAAAAAAAAAGAGAGAAAUACAAUAGGCAUAUACAUCUUUGGGUGCUUCUGGGAACUUACAAAAAUAUCUUGAUUUCCAUGUAAAGAUUCUGUUUUGAGCUUUUGGGUUUUGCUUAGUUUUCAGAAAUUUGAGAAAUACAAUAGGUAUUUUGUUUGAAGUAUAGUGCUUUUUUUGCUUGAUUUCUUUGUAAAGAAUCUGUUUUGAGCUUCUGGGUUGGUAGAAUUUUGUGUUUUGUCAAGUGGGUUUUGCUUAGUUUUCAGAAAUAUUGAUUGAUUUUGCAGAAAUUUGGAGUAAUUUGAGAAAUACAAUAGGCAUAUACAUCUUUUUGUGCUUCUGGAUACUUGAGAAAUCCCUUGAUUUCUAUGUAAAGAAUCUGUUUUGAGCUUCUGGGUUGGUAGAAUUUUAUGUUUUUUCAGAAACUUGAAGUAAUUGGAUCGAUGUCUUGAAAUUGGUUUCUGUUGAAUUAAUCGAUGUUAGAGAUUGGCUGAACAUCUUCUGGGUGGUUUGCGAGCUAUUGCACAAUUAGGAGGUUACCACAAAGUGCUCACUUGAAGAUCAGAGGCUGUGGCAAAGGUCGUCGGCCUCCCUAGGGGGUUCCUUGGGUGAACGUAUUUGAAGAAAUGAAGAGAGGAGGAAAGGGUGAAGAGAAACUAAUGGGACCUUUGUUUCCAAGGCUUCAUGUUAAUGAUACAGAAAAAGGAGGUCCAAGAGCACCUCCAAGGAAUAAAAUGGCCCUUUACGAGCAGCUCAGUAUUCCUUCUCAGCGAUUCAAACAUGGGAUUUCAAAUAAUCCCAAAAGUGCAAAUUAUCAGGGACCUGGACGUGAAAGAGAUGUAUCUUUCUCAGCACAACUUCCUCCAUCAAGACAUCCUGCUGAAAAGCCACAUUCCUGCAGUUCAAAUUCAAAAACUCCGUUGCUGCCAGUUGAUUCUAACAAGAAAGCAGAAGAGGAUGACUUCAGAGUUCCUGUCUUUGUUAAAUCCAAGGUGGGUCAAGGAAACAGAAAGUUCUAUAGUACUCUAGAUGGUAGAAAUCUCUCUGCCUCUACUACUGUACUUCCGAUGCAUUCUAGAACAGACUUGAAUGAACGUAACUCUAAACAGCUUGCCGUAAGCAGAGAGCGUUCAUGUAACUUUACCUCAAUUCCAUCAAUGGAUAAGCUAGAUGAUGUUCUGAAGGAAGCUGAUGUACGAUUGCAAUAUGAACCGAGAGAUGACCCCGGUAAUACUUCUGGCAUAUUUUGUAAGGCUGGUCUCCUACAACCAGAAUGCAGUGUUGAUUCUCAAGUUGGUGGCACCAUACUAGCUGAACCUGUUAUGAUUGUUGAUCAUGGUGAUUCUUCUCUUCUUGUGAAGGAUGUUUCAUCAAAAGAGCAGGUAAUUCCUAAUAAUAAGUAUAGUAAUGAUACGGAACCAAAGGAAGACAAGGCAUCUGAAUCAUUACAAACGAGAGUUGUGGACCAGGGUGACGACUUAUCCGAGACUUCCAUGGUGGAAUCUAUAUCUGGAAUGUACAUAUCUCCUGAUGAUGUCGUUGGAUUAAUAGGUCAAAAACAUUUCUGGAGUGCCAGAAAAGCUAUUGCCAACCAGCAAAGGGCGUUUGCGGUUCAAGUUUUUGAGUUGCAUCGUCUAAUAAAGGUACAACGACUCAUAGCUGGUUCACAAAGCGUGCUCGAUGAUGGUGCUUAUUUAGUCAAAUCUGUAAAGGAUUCAUCUACUAAAACACUUCCGUUGGAGCAUAUAUUCAGAGAUGGUCACAAUGUUUCGAAGAGGAAGGAUUCUGAGAAGCCUAACACUAGGAUCGAAUGUACUGCUGAAAACACGGUAGACAAACCAGUAAAGGAUUCAUCUGCGAAAAGACUUCCGCUGGAGUAUAUUAUUAGAGAUGGUAACAAUGUUCUGAAGCAGAGGAAGGAUUCUGAGAAGCCUAAUGUUAGUAUGGAAUGUUCUGCUGAAAACACAGUAGUAAAGGCGGCAUCCUUCUCAUCUGUGCAAAAUAAUAGCCAGCCUUCUAGCUACCGUCCGUUUUCAGGUCAUCCAAUAACAAAUGACUCCACUAUGGGUCCUUGGAGCUUCAAUCAACCCUCGGGGCACCAAUGGUUGAUCCCAGUCAUGACUCCUUCUGAAGGACUCGUAUACAAGCCAUAUCCUGGACCCGGAGUGACGAGUUCAGUCUAUGGAGGUUCUGGAACUGCAGGAUUGACUUCAUCUUAUGGAAUUCCAGCUUCUUAUCAUCUGUAUCAAGGAGUCGAGAUGCCUUUUGCCCCUCCAGCUAGUCACGCCUAUUUUCCUCCGUAUGGCAUGCCAGUUAUAAAUCCAGCAAUCUCUUCUUCACUUGUUGAUCAAUCAAACCAGUUUGUUGCUCAAAAUUUACAAAGUCAGUUAUUGGAAGGAGGAGCUAAUUUUUAUGUUCAACGUCAAAACUCGAGUAAUGUUCCAAACAGUAAUCAUGAAACUGUCCCAGAUGUAAAGUCUCAUUCCUCUCGAGAUGUAGAGAUGCAGGCCAGCACCGCAAGCAGUCCAAGUGGAACAACUAUUAGAAAAGUUGUGGAUAACGCCACGGAAAGAAGAAGUGUGCUUCCUCUGUUCCCAACUUCUCCUCCAGAGACUCCGGAUACUCCAGUUACUGGCCCCCAACCUUGUGUUCCUGUUAACCCUGCUAGAGUCAUCAAAGUUGUACCUCGUAAUGCACGGUCAGCCACAGAAUCUGCCGCUCGAAUUUUUCAGUCUAUACAAGAAGAGAGAAAACAGUAUGACUCUGGUUUUACUCAUUUAUAGGCAGUAGUAGUAGCUCUUCUUGUAUUAAUGAUCAAUUUUUUGUAACUUUUUAGAUAACAAUUUUGUAAGUGGAAUUUGAUGUGUUGAGUGAGUCAUUUUGUAAAUAACAUGCUUGAAGAUUACCUUAUAAUUAUAUAACACACACCUAUCCUCUUCAUGUUUCA
Messenger RNA from Capsicum annuum, 3214 nucleotides. Its product is annotated as protein EARLY FLOWERING 3. The record is from RefSeq and is a predicted model, not a curated record. Gene Ontology annotation, biological process: regulation of photoperiodism, flowering. The transcript is spliced from 5 exons. Bases 894 to 3050 code for a protein of 718 amino acids. Lineage: Eukaryota; Viridiplantae; Streptophyta; Magnoliopsida; Solanales; Solanaceae.